This is a messenger RNA of Linnemannia hyalina, 681 nucleotides long. Lineage: Eukaryota; Fungi; Mortierellomycota; Mortierellomycetes; Mortierellales; Mortierellaceae. The record is from the annotation of a GenBank genome assembly.
AUGCAGGCCAUCAAGUGUGUCGUUGUCGGAGACGGUGCUGUCGGAAAGACUUGUCUCCUCAUCAGUUACACCACCAACGCGUUCCCCGGCGAGUACAUUCCCACUGUCUUUGACAACUACUCGGCCAAUGUCAUGGUCGAUGGAAAACCCAUCAACCUCGGUCUCUGGGAUACCGCCGGACAGGAGGAUUAUGAUCGUCUUCGUCCUCUCUCCUACCCCCAGACAGACGUCUUCCUCAUCUGCUUCUCUCUCGUCUCCCCUCCCUCCUUCGAGAACGUCAAGACCAAGUCUAUGGACUGCAAGCAGCUGCAAGCUUCAACUGGACGUGGGGCACUGGACUGGAUUGCAUUUGGUCCGGGACAUAGCCAUGCGCCCUUGCCCAAGAACCCCUGGAACCCUGAGAUUAGCCAUCACGCUCCCAACAUCCCCACCAUUCUUGUGGGUACCAAGUUGGAUUUGCGCGAGGAGAAGGAGACUUUGGACAAGUUGCGUGAGAAGCGCAUGAUGCCCAUCACAUACCCUCAGGGUCUUCAGAUGGCCAAGGAAAUCUCUGCUGUCCGCUACCUCGAGUGCUCAGCCUUGACCCAGAAGGGUCUCAAGAACGUCUUUGACGAGGCCAUCCGUGCCGUCCUCUGCCCCGUCCAGCCCACGAGAAAGUCCAAGAAGUGCCUCAUCCUCUAA